Messenger RNA from Motacilla alba alba, 3912 nucleotides. RefSeq names its product zinc finger protein 687 (gene ZNF687). NCBI's taxonomy places the organism in Eukaryota, Metazoa, Chordata, Aves, Passeriformes, Motacillidae. The record is from RefSeq and is a predicted model, not a curated record.
GCGGGGCGGGGGGGCCAAGCAGGAAGUGGCGGAGGGGAAGCGGCGCCGCUGAGGGGCCCGAGCGGGACCGGGAUCGGAACCGGGAUCGGGAAUUGGGAUCGGGAAUUGGGAUCGGGAACCGGCAUCGCCAACCGGCAGCGGCAGCCAGGACCGGCCGCGGGGAGCGCCCCGCAGCCCCCAGCCAUGGGGGACAUGAAGACCCCGGAUUUCGACGACCUCCUGGCCGCCUUCGACAUCCCCGACAUUGACGCCAACGAGGCCAUCCACUCGCACCACGAGGAGCCCGAGGCCCACGGCAAGCAGCUGCCGGGGGAGCCGGGCCCCGCCGGGGCGCCCGAGCCCGCGCUGCCCCACACCGACAUCUCGGCCGUCAGCGUCAUCGUCAAGAACACCGUGUGCCCCGAGCAGCUGGAGGGCAAGGACGGGCACGGGCUGGCGCCCCGGCUGCUGCAGAACGGCUUCGGGGCCCCCGAGGGGCCGCGCUCGCCCGGCGCCCGCCUCGGCGACGCCAACGGCGAGUGCUGGGCCAAGGAGAAGGGCGCCAAGGCUCUGGAUCUGUUCUCCCACUUCAGCCCCGACCCCCACGAGGACGGCGCCAACCUCAUCGACAGCCGCGAGGGCAAGGCCAAGGAGAAGGCGCUGGCCGUGCCCUCGCUGGCCGCGUCCCCCACGCCCUCCCUGGACUGCAAGGAGCCGCGGGGCGCGGAGGGGCUGGAGCCGGCCUUCCCCGCGCCCUUCCGCGCCGGCGACGCGGCCAGCCCGCCGCCCCGCGUCAAGAAGGAGGAGUCGGACCCGGAGGAGGGCGCGGGCAGGGGCUGCAGCCCCAAGGGGCUGGUGCUGGAUCACCUCAAGGCCGUCGGCGUCCGCUACCCGGGCCGGGACUCGGCCGCGGCGCCCUGGCCGGCGGCGGAGCCGGCAGUGCCGGACGGCGGCGGCGUGGCUGAGCUGAAGCGCUCGCCCGGCAGCCCCCGGGAGUCCUUCUCCUCGCCGGGAAUCCCCAUCCCGCCUUCCCCCAAGCAGCUCUCCCUGAAGGAGGAGCGGGAAAUGCUGGGCAAACCCCAGGGGAGCCCUCCCAGCGUGUCCAGCGCCGAGGAGGAGGAGGAGGAGGAGGAGGAAAACACCAACUCACCGUCCUCCAGCUCCUCGCGGCCGCUCAAGGUGCGCAUCAAAACCAUCAAAACCUCCUGCGGCAGCAUCACCAGGACGGUCACCAGGGUGUUCCUGGACUCGGAGCCGCCCUCCACCAAAACCCCCGGCGAGCAGAAUUGCCAGGAACCCUUGGAGUGCCCCGCCGGCCUCGCCACGGAGGCCAAGGAGAAGUCGGAGCUCUCCAGCCCUCUGAAGGGCACGGAAGGGCCCAAAAUCGUCAGCGUGCAGCUGGGCAACGGCACCAAGCUGAAGGGCACGGUGCUGCCCGUGGCCACCAUCCAGAGCGCCAGCAGCGCCAUGCUCAUCGCCGCCAGCGUGGCCCAGCAGAAGUCCGUGGUCCUGCCGGGGAAAGGCGGCAAAUCCGUGGCCAAGAACAUCCUGAACCUGGUGCCGCAGCCGCUGCCCAAGGGGGACGGCCGCGCCAACGGCGGCGCCAAGGCCAACGGCGGCGCGGCGGCGCCCAAGGCGGCGCCCGGCGUGGCCGGCACCGUCAUCUCGCGCAGCCAGUCCAGCCUGGUGGAGGCCUUCAACAAGAUCCUCAACGGCAAGAACCUGCUGCCCACCUACAAACCCAACCUGAGCCCCCCGGCCGAGUCCAGCCUGGCGCUGCCACCCUCGGGCUACCGCUGCCUGGAGUGCGGCGACGCCUUCGCGUUGGAGAAGAGCCUGGCGCGGCACUACGACCGGCGCAGCAUGCGCAUCGAGGUCACCUGCAACCACUGCACCAAGCGCCUGGUGUUCUUCAACAAGUGCAGCCUGCUGCUGCACGCCCGCGAGCACAAGGACAAGGGGCUGGUGAUGCAGUGCUCGCACCUGGUGAUGCGGCCCAUCGCGCUGGAGCAGAUGAUCGGCCAGCCCGACGUCACCCCGCUGGCCUCGCUGGCCCUGCCCGCCGGCAAGGUGGCCCAGGAGGGCGGGGGCGCGGCGCCGGAGCUGCCCGUGCUGCCGCUGGGCUCCGAGCAGAGCAGCUACAGCUGCUUCAGGUGCCUGGAGUGCAAGGAGCAGUGCAAGGACAAGGCCGGGCUGGCGGCGCACUUCCAGCAGCUCGGCGUGGCCACCAGCAGCAGCAGCACGGUGUGCUCGGCGUGCCCCAUGAUCCUGGCCAACCGCUGCAGCUUCAGCGCGCACCAGCGCAUGCACCGCAGCCGCCCGCCCCACGUGUGCCCCGAGUGCGGCGGCAACUUCCUGCUGGCCAACUUCGAGUCGCACCUCAAGGACUCCUGCCUGCACUUCUCCCGCAGGGUGGGCUACAGGUGUCCCAGCUGCUCCGUGGUGUUCGGCGGCGUCAAUUCCAUCAAGUCGCACAUCCAGAGCUCGCACUGCGAGGUGUUCCACAAGUGCCCCAUCUGCCCCAUGGCCUUCAAGUCGGCGCCCAGCGCGCACGCCCACGUCUACACGCAGCACCCCGGCUUCAGCAACCAGCAGGCCAAGAUGAUUUACAAGUGUGCCAUGUGCGACACGGUGUUCACGCACAAGCCGCUGCUGUCGUCGCAUUUCGACCAGCACCUGCUGCCGCAGCGCGUCAGCGUCUUCCGCUGCCCGCAGUGCCCGCUGCUCUUCGCCCAGAAGCGCACCAUGCUCGAGCACCUCAAGAACACCCACCAGCCCCAGAAGCCCAAGGAGGACGGCGCCAGGGGCUGCCCGGCGCUGCCGGCGCCCAAGGCGGAGCCGCCGGCGGCCGCGCGGGGCUCGGAGUCGUCGUCGAGCUCCUCGGAGGAGGACGAGGCGCCGAGCUCGCCCGAGCUGCGCCGGGCCCGGCGCGGGCGCCUGGCGCGCAAGGCGGGCGGCAAGGCCAAGGGCAGCGGCUGGACCUGCGGCCUCUGCCACUCCUGGUUCCCCGAGCGCGACGAGUACGUGGCGCACAUGAAGAGGGAGCACGGCAAGUCCGUGAAGAAGUUCCCGUGCCACCUGUGCGAGCGCUCCUUCUGCUCGGCGCCGAGCCUGCGCCGCCACGUCCGCGUCAACCACGAGGGCAUCAAGCGCGUCUACCCCUGCCGGUACUGCACGGAGGGGAAGAGAACCUUCAGCAGCCGCCUGAUCCUGGAGAAGCACAUCCAGGUGCGGCACGGGAUCAAAGUCACGGAUCCCGCCCGCAGCCAGGAGGUCGUCAUCGCCCGCGGCCCCUCCGGCCCUGCCCAGGCGCCCGGCCGCAAGCGGAAGCUCUCCUCGGACGAGUCGUGCAGCGAGGAGCCCGACAGCACCACGCCGCCCGCCAAGAGCCCCAAGGGCUGCGGGGCCAAGGCGCCGUUCCGCUGCCGCAAGUGCGGCUUCCAGGCGGGGAGCCGGGCCGAGUUCCAGGCGCACCUCCCGCAGCACCGCGCCGACGGCGGCUCCCUGCAGUGCCGCGAGUGCGGCCUCUGCUUCGCCUCGCUCGGCUCGCUCAGCCGCCACCGCUUCAUCUCCCACAAGAAGAAGAAGGGCGCCGAGCCCGAGGAGCCCGCGGGCGGCGCUUCCCGCGGGAACGACGCCGGCGGGAAUUCCGGCGGCGGCUCCGAGGGCAAACUGGAGUGCAAAGUCUGCGGGAGGGGCUUCGAGAGCCAGCUCAACCUCAAGACGCAUUUCCGGACCCACGGAAUGGCCUUCAUCCGAGCCCGGCAGGGCGCCGAGGAGAACUGAGCCUUCCUGGAAUUCCCGGGAUCCUGGGAUUCUGGGAUUGGCUUCAUCCGAGCCCGGCAGGGCGCCGAGGAGAACUGAGCUCUCCGGGAAUUCCUGGGAUUCUGGGAUUCUGGGAUUGGCUUCAUCCGAGCCCGGCAGGGCACUGAG